Messenger RNA from Trichoplusia ni (cabbage looper), 1732 nucleotides. Its product is annotated as methanethiol oxidase. Gene Ontology annotation, molecular function: selenium binding. The transcript has 11 exons. Lineage: Eukaryota; Metazoa; Arthropoda; Insecta; Lepidoptera; Noctuidae. Bases 95 to 1519 code for a protein of 474 amino acids. The record is from RefSeq and is a predicted model, not a curated record.
UGUUAUCAUCUUGUUUUGCUAGUCUGUGUGCAUUUACUCUAUAAGUGGUCUGUUAGUCAUUCAAGUGCCAGUAUCACAAGAAGCCGGCAGCAAAAUGUCAUGUUGUACACGCGGUCCGGGUUACGCGUCCCCCUUAGACGCGUUAAACAAUGGCCCCCGAGAGGAGCUGCUUUAUGUGGUGUGCGUCCAACCGGACCCCACUAAGCAAGACUAUUUAAGCACCGUUGACGUGGACCCUAAAUCUCCAACAUACUGUCAGGUGAUUGCUCGCACCCACACCGGCAGUGUAGGUGACGAGCUCCAUCACAGUGGGUGGAACGUUUGUUCCAGUUGCCAUGACAACCCGUCACUCAAAAGAAACCUCCUCAUCCUACCCGCAUUGAAAUCUGCAAAGGUCUUCAUUGUGGAUGUCGGGACUGACCCUCGGAAGCCAACGAUGCAUAAGGUAAUCGACGGCUCCGAGAUGAGGUCAUUCAACUGCAGUUUCCCGCACACGACGCACUGCCUGGCAACUGGCGAAAUCAUGAUUUCCACGAUGGGAGAUAAAGACGAAAACGGAAAAGGGGAUUUUGUGCUCAUCGAUUCAAAGACUUUGAAAAUGAAAGGGUCGUGGACGAAAGGGAAUAAAUUCGCUAAAUUUGGCUACGACUUUUGGUACCAGCCUUAUCAUGAUGUGAUGUUUGCCACAGAGUGGGGAAGACCUAGAAACUUCAAGACCGGAUUUCAUGUGGAAGAUGUGCCAAACAAGGACCUGUACGGUUCUUCGUUGAAUAUUUAUAAAUGGUCAACUCACGAGCUACAGCAAGUCAUAGAUUUGGGACCCGAAGGCAUCGCUCCCCUCGAGGUCAGAUUUCUCCAUGAUCCCAAAUCUGGGGAGGGAUUUGUGGGAUGUGCUCUGAACGCAAACGUUUACAGGUUCUACAAAAAACCAGACGGCGAAUGGAUAGCCCAUAAAGUUAUCGACAUACCGGCGAAAAAAGUUGUGAAAGAUGGCGUCGAGUCCGAGAUUAACGGUUUAAUGGGUGAUAUUAUUCUAUCGCUCGAUGAUAAAUAUUUAUAUACCUCGACUUGGCUGCAUGGAGAAGUCAGGCAAUACGAUAUCACGGAUCGCGAACAUCCGAAGUUGACAGGAAAAAUCCAGAUCGGUGGCCUUAUAGCAGCUGAUCCUGAAAUACAAGUUGUUGAGGACAAAGAGUCGAAGGAGCGUCCCCAGCCCGUAGUAGUAAAAGGCAAGACUCUCCAAGGCUCACCUCAAAUGAUACAACUUUCCCUUGAUGGAAAACGUCUUUACGCCUCGUCGUCCCUGUUUUCUCCGUGGGAUAAACAGUUUUACCCCAAAAUGGCCCAAGAGGGCGGGUGGAUAGUAAAGUUGGACGUGGACACUGUGAAUGGAGGCAUGAAGUUAGAUCCGGACUUCCUCGUACACUUCGGAAACGAACCGGACGGCCCGGCCCUACCGCAUGAAAUAAGGUACCCCGGAGGAGACUGCACUUCUGACAUUUGGCUGGCUGAUGACUAAAUACGUUGGCGCUAUAGCUUUAUGUGCCAAUAUUUUUAUACGCGUCUUAAUAUCGAUCAUAUUUCUUAUUGUAUCUAUUAGAUUUUCAUAUAAAAUAUCCUUAGCAAAGCAUAAUGAGUUUGCAAGUACACAGUAUAUUACGAAACGAAUUGUAUUUUGUAUAAAACGAAUGUAAUGCUUUUAGCUAGGUGAUAAUUAAAAUAUUAUAUCCAA